Messenger RNA from Rhodotorula graminis WP1, 1410 nucleotides. RefSeq lists its product as uncharacterized. Gene Ontology annotation, molecular function: ATP binding; microfilament motor activity; actin filament binding. The annotation marks the transcript as partial. The transcript has a single exon. Gene Ontology annotation, biological process: vesicle transport along actin filament; actin filament organization. Lineage: Eukaryota; Fungi; Basidiomycota; Microbotryomycetes; Sporidiobolales; Sporidiobolaceae. The record is from RefSeq and is a predicted model, not a curated record. Gene Ontology annotation, cellular component: cytoplasm; vesicle; actin cytoskeleton.
CAGCUCCUCCGCCUGUCGACCUCGGGCAAGAAGGACACGCGCAUCGCCGAGCAGGUCCAGGCGCUCCAGACGCUCCUCGCCUCGUUCGGCUCGGCAAAGACGGCCGCCAACCCGAACGCGACCCGGUUCUCGUCCCUCGUCGAGCUCCACAUCUCGGCCGCGGGCAAGCUCGCCGGCGCCAAAGCGCUCGUGUACGGCCUCGACCGCACCCUGUUCGCCAAGCUCGGCAAGGAGGAGCGCACCUUCCACGUCCUGUACCAGCUCGUCGCCGGCGCGACCCGCGACGAGCGCGCCGAGCUCGGCCUCCUCGACGACGCGGCCGACUACCGCCUCUUCUCCAAGUCGGCGUGCUACCGCCUCCCGCACGGCGCGCCCAACGCCGACGACUCGAUCGCGUUCGACGAGGUGCGCGCCGCGUUCAAGGUCCUCGGGUUCAAGCCUCGCCACGUCGCGUCCAUCCUGCGCCUCCUCGCCGCCAUCCUCGCGCUCGGCAACCUCGAGUUUGCCGAGCACCCCGAGGACCCGUACGACUUCCAGUCGGACCCGGCGUGGGUCACCAACCGCGACGUCCUCGACCACGCCGCGUCGCUCCUCGGCGUCGCCGGCGACGACCUCGAGCGCGCGUUGACCAACCGCGUGCGGUGGGUCCGCAAGGAGAUGAUGGCGACCAUCCUGCGCGCCGCCGGCGCCGACCAGCAGCGCGACAGCCUCAUGGCGGCCCUGUACUCGAUCCUGUUCGCCUUUGUCGUCGAGACGGCCAACCACAAGCUGUUCCCGGGCGACGACGCCGUCGCCGAGCUGCAGCGCCAGGGCGGCGCCUCGAUCCUCCACCUGAGCACGCCCGGCUUCUCGAACCACUCGCCGUCGCGGCCCGGCUCGCGCUCGUCGCUCCUCGUGCGCGCCCUCGACGGCUUCGACGACUUUGUGCACAACUACCAGGUCGAGCUCGUGCGGUACUGGUGGACCGAGCAGGCGUUCGACGGCGACGGCGGCAUCGCCGCUCGCGCUCAGGAGGACGGCGUCCGCAUCGGCGACGUCCUGCCCUCGGACGACGGCACGGCGCGCAUCGAGCUCCUGCGCGGCGGGCGCCUCGGCGGCAAGGCCGACCGCAAGCCGGGCGGCAUCCUCGGCGGCCUCGCCAAGACGGUCGCGAGCCUGCGCAAGGGCACGCAGCCGCACGACGCCAACGACGAGCUCCUCGAGGGCAUGCGCGACCAUUUUGGCGCGCACGGCAGCUUUGCCGCGUACCCUGGCGGGCCGGGCGCUCGCACCUCGUUCGCCGUCACGCACUACGGGCACCAGCAGGUGACGUACGACGGGUACCAGUUCGUCGAGACGGACGCCGACGCGCUCGACCCCGAAUUUGUCGCCCUCUUGCGCAACGCCGCCGACCCGUUCGUCGCCAAGCUC